This is a messenger RNA of Darwinula stevensoni, 950 nucleotides long. Lineage: Eukaryota; Metazoa; Arthropoda; Ostracoda; Podocopida; Darwinulidae. The record is from the annotation of a GenBank genome assembly.
AGAAAGCAUGGCGCUGUGGUAGUCACAUGAUGAAACUAUGCUACAAUCCUUUCGAUAUGGUAGCUUCGACGAUAUCACGAAUAUCUUGAGGUGAGUGGUCAGAGCUACAGUUAGCAAAGGCCAUGGAGGAGACCGCCAGCAAAGUUCCCCUUGCUUCUGGAGAAGAUUUCUUGAACAGUUAUCAAACGAUCGCCUCCAAGCUUAAAAGGAAGUUUCUCCGGAAGCCCAAUGUUUCCGAUGCUGAGGAGGAGUUCAAUUCCCUUGCAAGGCAACUGGAGCAGCAGGAACAACAUUCCCAUGCAGCUGUAUGUCAUUUAGCAGCUGCCAGAUGUGAGGGCACAUUGGGAAACCCUUUUGGGGAAGCAGAAUCCCUCAUCAAAGGAGCCAGAGCCUUUCUGGCAGCAGAACAAGAGAACCGGAAGCUGUCACUUCCAGCUCAGGAGGAGCAUCUUAUGGCUGCAAUGAGUGUGUUCAACCAUGCCAUCAAAGUAUACUUGGAGCAGAAGCAAAAACUACUUGCCAGCAGAUUUUGUCUGGAGCUUGCCAAUGCCUUAAAGGAAUUUGGAAAGCUAAGGGAAGCCCUGGCAUAUUAUCAGAAAAGCAUUGAAAUGGAAGAUAAUCAGACUCUUGGUCAACUGAACUCACAGGAGUUGGUGGCUUCGUGCUUCAUUGAAAUGUGUGAUUAUCAUGCAGCCCUCAGUACCUUUGAUGGAAUGAGGGGAACUCUGGAUGUGAUGAAGGAGAAUGGAGUGCAUGAGGCCCCCAUUUCAGGCCUUUUACGAAAGUGUGAAGUAAUGCAAGUGCUGCUACUUUUGCUCCUGCAGAUCCCUCCUGCUCAAAUGAAAAAGGAAUACUCAUUGUUGUUGAGCAAAUACACAUUUGAAGAUGAACCUUUAGGUGAGCACAUGAUUCCUGUUAAUGAUUCAGAAUCGUGGGUAGGACAGAAGUAA